UGGAAGCAGUGAGAAAAGAUAAACCUCGCUUUUCAGAUGUAUGGAAUCUACAUCUAGCCGCCCGAAUUCGAGCGCAGAUGAGGUCCGUUUUGACAGUACUCCGAUGACCUCGAGAUACCCCAAGCCAUGCCAAUGUCACGGUCCACAGGACGUAAGGUUCGCAAGCGUGGAAACCAAGCCCUUAGAUUCCACAUUCAACCCGAAUUAGACCACAGAAACAGAAUCGAUUACAGUAGAACAAGCUAUCCAUCCAAGAGCCAGUCCACGCGACGUCGAGUCGCUCCUGCGCACGUCACAGUCAAACCCAGCGCCCAGGGAUCCGGGGGUUAAAAAUUCAACGGCUGCGGUCAAGCUAUAUAGCCGGGAGCCCAGUCCGCGCCGAUGUCGACUCGGUUAGUUAGCGCAUGCUAUUGAGGAAGAAAGGACUCGAGAUCAGAACCUCGACAUUGAGGGUUUGAAUCGGGCGGGUGUCAAAUACGAGUUUCCCACUCCGCUAGUGGAGUCCAAACGCGUGUACAGUAACUAGGACAAAUGCUUUCCUUACGCC
Molecule: messenger RNA, 547 nt
Organism: Mytilinidion resinicola
Lineage: Eukaryota; Fungi; Ascomycota; Dothideomycetes; Mytilinidiales; Mytilinidiaceae
Exons: 2
Coding region: 127-330 (67 amino acids)
Source: RefSeq, a predicted model, not a curated record